Schizophyllum commune H4-8 is the source of this 1328-nucleotide messenger RNA. RefSeq lists its product as uncharacterized. NCBI's taxonomy places the organism in Eukaryota, Fungi, Basidiomycota, Agaricomycetes, Agaricales, Schizophyllaceae. The transcript has 5 exons. The record is from RefSeq and is a predicted model, not a curated record. Bases 109 to 999 code for a protein of 296 amino acids.
UCGUCAUCGACGUUCAUUGGAAACGGCGACGGUGAACAGAACACGAAUUCUUCCUUGACCGAACUCCUGCUUGAUUCUAUCUCAACUGGGUCUGUAGCCCCUGACAUCAUGGCGCCAGGAAGACAUCGCUCCCGCUCGAGGGACGCAGAGCGCAGGCGCUCCCCCAGCCCACAGCGGGACUCGCGACGAGGUGACGACCGUAGACGCUCCAGGUCACCACGCAGGCGGCACAGGAGCGCUAGCUACGAGAGGGACCGGAGCAGAAGUCCUGAUCGGAAGAGACGGCGAAGGGACCAUUCGCGGUCACGAUCGAGGUCGAGGUCAAGGUCCAGAGAUCGGAGUAGGCGAGAUGUGAAGGGCAAGCGACGGCGGGACGAGUCGGCGUCUAGUAGCUCGUCAGAAGAGGAGGAGGACCGGAGGCAUAGGCGACACAGAAAGCAUAAGCGCAGCAAGAGCGAGGAGAGGGAGCGCAAGGAGCGGAAAGCGCGGAAGCGGGCUAAGAAGGAGAAGAAGAAGAGGAAAACGGGCGCAGCAGAAUGGGGGAAAUACGGGCUCAUAACGGAGACCGACAUAUUCUCCAAAGGCCAGGAGUUCCACACGUGGCUUCUCGAGGAGCGCAAGAUCAACCCGGAGAACCUCACGAAGGAGCAGAGCAAGAGAGAGUUUGCGCGCUUCAUCGAAGACUUCAAUACCGCCACCCUCCCACACGAAAAGUUCUACAACAUGGACGCGUACGAGAAGCGCAUGGACGCAAUGCGGUCCGGUCAGACGCUCACCCUUCCCGAUGACGGAUACGACCCCAACGCGGACAUGAGAGCCUUAGCGGGCGCGCGGAAGAAGAAGGCCUCGGAGGCUCCGAGCUAUCUCAGCCGCGAUCAACUGGAGGAGCUGAGGAAGGUGCAGAAUGAGAGGGUUCAGGCCGGAAAGAUGAAGUUGCUUGGCAUGGAUAUCAAGCCGAGCUUCGGAGUACGGAUGGAGGAAGCGGAGGACGAAGAGUAAGCGUAGGUGGCGAGAUGUCAAUGCGCUAGGCAAACAGCAUCUAGCCGUGCAUAACACCCUCGGUAUGCGCUUCGAGGAUCUAAGUGUCACAUUGAGGAUCCGAGUGCUGCACUUCGCCCCGAGGCGAUGCUGCAAGCCGAGCUCGACGGCGGACCGAGGCUCAACGGGUCAGAAGGACACUGACCACGGGCGUAUGCGACGGAGGGCGGAACACGGACGGAAGGACUUCGCUCUUCCGAGAUGGCUUUAACAAUUCCGAGAUGUAUAAACCUGCGAUACAAGCAUCCGACGUUGUGUUCCGCCUCGCGCGAGUUGCGAGGACAUCGUCA